This is a messenger RNA of Camelus dromedarius (Arabian camel), 2028 nucleotides long. It is a transcript of the gene SEPTIN10, whose product is annotated as septin 10. Gene Ontology annotation, cellular component: septin ring; septin complex; cell division site. The transcript has 11 exons. Gene Ontology annotation, molecular function: molecular adaptor activity; GTPase activity; GTP binding. The record is from RefSeq and is a predicted model, not a curated record. Lineage: Eukaryota; Metazoa; Chordata; Mammalia; Artiodactyla; Camelidae. Gene Ontology annotation, biological process: cytoskeleton-dependent cytokinesis; intracellular protein localization. Bases 57 to 1637 code for a protein of 526 amino acids.
UGUGCUGGGGUGGUUUGAGGUGUUGCUGCAGCACAGGGUUUCCCCUCACCCUCUGCAUGGGCAGAGCUGCUCACUGCAGCGCGUUCGCUGUGGUUAAAGGCCAGGGGCUGCCUCGGCGCAGACAGUGCAACCACGUAUCGCGUCGUGACAGGACAGGAGAGCGCCCUGCGGGUGGACUGAGGCAGCUUCCACGGUGGGACAGCCUUCACCAUGAGCUCUUUCAGUCUCAUAUGGCAGCAAAAACAGCUGGUAUGCCCUCCCAACUGCCUGACAGUGAACAGAACCAAAAAAAAGAUAAUACUCGUUCUUUAACCAUGUCUGGCCAUGUGGGUUUUGAGAGUUUGCCUGAUCAGCUGGUCAACAGGUCGAUUCAGCAAGGCUUCUGCUUUAAUAUCCUCUGCGUGGGGGAGACUGGAAUUGGAAAAUCAACGUUGAUUGACACAUUGUUUAAUACUAACUUUGAAGACCAUGAGUCCUCACAUUUUUACCCACAUGUUAGACUUAAAGCUCAGACAUAUGAACUCCAGGAAAGUAAUGUUCGCCUGAAAUUGACCAUCGUGAAUACAGUGGGCUUUGGUGACCAGAUAAACAAAGAAGAGAGCUACCAACCGAUAGUUGACUACAUAGAUGCUCAGUUUGAGGCCUAUCUCCAAGAAGAACUGAAGAUUAAGCGCUCUCUGUUUAACUACCAUGACUCCCGCAUCCACGUGUGCCUGUACUUCAUCUCGCCGACGGGCCACUCCCUCAAGACCCUGGAUCUACUGACCAUGAAGAGCCUUGACAGCAAGGUGAACAUUAUACCAGUGAUUGCCAAAGCAGAUGCAAUUUCUAAAACUGAAUUACAGAAGUUUAAGAUCAAGCUCAUGAGUGAACUGGUCAGCAACGGUGUUCAGAUAUACCAGUUCCCAACAGAUGAUGAAACUAUUGCCAAAAUCAAUGCUUCAAUGAAUGGACAUCUGCCAUUUGCUGUGGUAGGAAGCAUGGAUGAGGUGAAAGUUGGAAAUAAGAUGGUCAAAGCCCGCCAGUACCCUUGGGGCAUCGUACAAGUGGAGAAUGAGAACCACUGUGACUUUGUCAAGCUCCGGGAGAUGCUGCUUUGCACAAACAUGGAGGAUCUGCGGGAUCAGACCCACACCAGGCACUACGAGCUGUACAGGCGCUGCAAGCUGGAGGAGCUGGGCUUCACGGACGUGGGCCCAGAGCAUGAGCCGCUCAGCCUCCAGGAGACCUAUGAAGCCAAAAGACACGAAUUUUAUGGUGAACGCCAGAGGAAGGAGGAGGAAAUGAAGCAGACGUUUGUGCAGCGCGUGAAGGAGAAGGAGGCCAUGCUGAAAGAGGCGGAAAGAGAGCUGCAGGCCAAAUUUGAGCACCUUAAGAGGGUCCACCAAGAAGAGAGGAUGAAGCUUGAAGAAAAGAGAAGACUUUUGGAAGAAGAAAUAAUUGCGUUCUCGAAGAAGAAAGCUACCUCUGAGAUACACCAGAACCAGUCCUUCAUGGUCCCGGGCAGCAGCCUGAGGAAGGACAAGGACCGGAAGAAGCUCAGUAACGCCCAGGUUCUGGAAGGUGGGAGCGGAGUCGGAGAGGCCCUGCGGGCAGGCAGCCUGUCCUCCAGAGCCCGGCCAGUGCUUCAGCGCUGAGCACUAGCCGAGGAGGACAGCCCAGAAGCUCGUGACCGUGUCGCCUGCUAAAUCAAACUGUGUGCAAACAGCUAUCCUGAACUUUAAUAAAGUUACUUUUAAAGGCCAGACCAAUUGUUGGCAUGUUAAAACAAAGUUCUUCAAGUUCCUAGUUGAAAGCACGAUGGAAACCUGCCUCAGACUCUGACCUUGAGAGAAGGGCCGUCACUUGUGCUGCGAGUGACUCUGUUCUGAGGAAGGCUCCCUGCAAAUGCACCACCGCAGUGUGACCCUUUGUCUCACGUCUCUGGGAUUCCAUGUAAGAUUUUAUUUAAAAGAGUUGCACUGCAAAGGAAAAAAAUUUAAACAACUGUACUACAGGCAGACCUCAGGGCCAGGCCACCCAGUAAAG